Panicum hallii is the source of this 4806-nucleotide messenger RNA. Its product is annotated as protein SUPPRESSOR OF PHYA-105 1-like. Gene Ontology annotation, molecular function: protein binding. The record is from RefSeq and is a predicted model, not a curated record. Bases 638 to 4033 code for a protein of 1131 amino acids. The transcript has 8 exons. NCBI's taxonomy places the organism in Eukaryota, Viridiplantae, Streptophyta, Magnoliopsida, Poales, Poaceae. Gene Ontology annotation, biological process: photomorphogenesis.
CAGGGUUGCGAGAAGCUGUGCAGGGCGCGAGCGCGAGCCCACCCACCCAUCCGGGCGGGUGAACAGCGGGACGGAGGCCAGCCGGAAAAGAGAGGCAGCAGAGCUCUCGCCCUCGCCGCGUCGGAAGAAAUUCGUUUCCCCAUCCGCGGCGACUGGCGACUAGUUUAAUCCCCCCACCCCGCCCCGGACUUCUUCCUCCUCGUCCGUCCUUCCACCGCUUCCCCUCCCACACGCGCAGGCACGCUCGCGCCUCCUCGCUCGCUCGAGGGGUGGAAAAAAGCAGGGGGAGAGAGAGAGGAGGGGCUCGGCGAGGGAAAAAAGGAAACCUAAGCGGCUUUCCGUUUCGGGAAAUUCUCGGCGCGCCUCCCGUCGCCGCCCCUCCGCGCCCGGCGCCGGUGGCCGGGCUCCCGCGCCCCCGGGGCCUCCGCGGCGCGCCAGCUCCCCCCGGGUAACGUGUGGCCCUCUUUCGCCGCUGCGAAUGUCGCUGUUUGGAUCGGGCGAGUCCUCCUAACCCCGUGGUGCGAACAGCUGCAGCCAACCGCUCGCGGGAUCGUCGCUCUCGGGAGGGUGGGCUUGUGGCCGCGGCUGAGGAUGCGCGGCGCGGGCUCGCGCCCGCCGCGAGGGUAGGUUUGGUGCGAUGGAAGGGACGACGGCGGCUGAGGUGGGCGGCGCCGGCGACGGCGCGGCCGGGGAUGUGCAGAUUAAGGGCAGCAAGGAGAAUGGGCAGCCCGCGGAGCAGCAGCAGCAUCAGCAGCCGUCGGGCAGCGAGGCGCUGGAGAUGCCCGCCACGCCCCUCCCGCGGGACAUGGACUGGUCGGAGCAUUUCUCCUUCUUCACCUCGUUGGGCGGGUUCGGAGGCAGCUCGGACGGCGCGAGGGGCCUGACAAGCGUUGGCCUCUCCAAUUCUGAGUUGAGGCCGGACAGUGUGACGCAGCGCGGUUUGGACCAUGAGGCGGAAGAGAGGGUGGAGGAGCUCACAUUGAAGAAUUGCAUAAACACUGAUGUUCAACCUGAGGUUUCGGCUGGUGGAAGCUCAAGCAGUGGGGAUAGGCCUACUGUCAUUAAGGGCCUGUGGGGUAACUUUACACGGAUGGCAUGGAGAACUAGCGAGUUGGCCAGCAGGGAGAAUGCAGCAGUGAGUUAUGGCGACAUUGCAAACCCGAGGGCUGGUGUUGCUUCGAGCAGGGAAAAUUUGGGGAUGAACCUUGCCAACAAUAUGAUCUCACGGAAUAACGACGUGUCCGGCAAGGAGAUACCCACGAGUCGAGGUGGCAAUGUGAAUAAUGAGUUUGUGAUGCCAUUUCGCAAUCAGCAGCUUCUAUUAUCUGCAAGGCCGAAUCAGAAUGAACAUCGGGCUGAAAGGGACAAUGUUAUUAGAGUAAGCAGCUUCUCAAAUAGAAUUCUUGAGCAGAUGAGGAGUAAGACAUUAACACCUCCAUCUGGGGUUCUAGGAUCACCGCUUAAUGGCAAAUCAAAAGGUAAAGGGGUUGCUCACCAAGGUGCACGGGAGGAGAUCCAAGUGCAAGCUAAUGCAAGACCUAGAGGCCGUUUGGACAAGAUUCCGACUAUUCCUACCUCAAUGUAUGAUUCUAUGACCAGAGUGGAUCCGUUGCCUUUCAGUACUGGUGCAAAUGUUUCAAAAUUUCACUGCGAUGGAACUAGCCUGAGGGAACUGAUUAAGCCUGGCCGGCAAACAUUGAGCAGGUUUGAGAAAAUGCAUUUGUUUAAGCAGAUCCUUGAUCUUGUGGAUAAGUGUCAUGCACAGGGUUAUACUUUACAACAUCUGCGACCAUCAUAUUUUACAAUUCCAUCUUCAAACCAAGUUAAGUAUAUUGGUUCUUAUACUACACAAGAUUUGCCAACAUCAAUUAGACAAGAAGUCACUAGAGAAGAUCUUGGGAAUAGAAAAAGGAGUUUUGGCCAUAAAAUUGAGCACCAAGAGUCUAACGGACAUGGAAAUUCAAUGCUGAAGUAUCAAAAGGUUGGUGAGCAAGGCUCAGUUGCUGUCAGGCGACCAACACAGACCUUUUGGACUGACCAAAGAGUCGACAAUCAAAAUGAAGAUGUCAAUCCAGGUGUUUUAGGGCAAGAAAAUUUUAAUUGCACUGUCAGAGAACGUUCUAAGUUUGUCGAACCAUAUGGCAGUUAUACAUCUUGUGCUCAACAUGUUUCUAGUUCUGGCAACCAACAAGCGGCAUUUGAAUUGAGGAAUCUAGAGGAAAGCUGGUACAUAAGCCCAGAAGAGCUCAGUCAAUUUAAAGGCACAUUCCCAUCGAACAUCUACAGCCUUGGGGUUCUUCUAUUUGAGCUCUUUUGCUGUUCUGAGACAUGGGAGGUGCACUGUGCUGCAAUGUCAAAUCUCCGCCAACGCAUCCUGCCUCCAAAUUUUCUUUCAGAAAGUCCUAAGGAGGCUGGCUUCUGCCUUUGGUUACUGCACCCAGAUCCUUGUUCGAGACCAAAAGCAAGAGACAUUCUUGGAUGUGACUUGAUAAAUGAGGGUCGGGAUUUGUCCUUGUUAGAUCAGUCGCCGGUUUCCAUAAGUGAAGAUGACACUGAAUCUAGUUUGCUACUUAAUUUCCUUUCUCAACUGAAAGAAGAAAAGGAGAUGCAGGCUGCUAAGUUAUCCGCAGAUCUUGGAAGCUUACAAACAGACAUCACAGAGGUUGAGAGAAGACACUCAGCAAGAAUGGGAUUUAGUUUAGAGGACACAGAUGUACUGGCAACUUCUAGUGCUUUGUCAGGAGCUUCUGUGAGUGCCCCUCAAGGUGCGUUGCUGUCAGGUUUGCUACCAUCAUUGUGUAAGUCAAGCAUAUAUGAGGAGAGGGUAAUGAGGAAUUUGGAGCAGCUUGAAAAUGCUUAUUACUCCAUGAGAUCUACUGUGGACACCUGUGAAACUAAUGCAAUCAAACGUCCAGAUAACGAGGCUUUGAGGGUCCGCGAAAAUUUCCAUCAACUUCACAGUGAUUCUGGUGCUACGGAUGAGCAAACGGACCGCCUUGGAUGCUUUUUUGAUGGUUUAUGCAAAUAUGCCCGGCACAGUAGGUUUGAGGUACGAGGAAUUUUGAAGAAUGCAGAUAUACUUAACUCUCCGAAUGUCAUCUGUUCAUUGAGUUUCGAUAGGGAUGAAGAAUAUUUUGCUGCUGCUGGAGUUUCAAAGAAAAUAAAAAUAUUUGAAUUCGAUGCACUCCUAAAUGAUCGUGUUGAUAUUCAUUACCCGUUGAUAGAGAUGCCUAGCAAGUCAAAGCUUAGCUGUGUCUGUUGGAACAACUAUAUAAAGAACUACCUGGCAUCAACAGACUAUGAUGGCACUGUUCAGUUAUGGGAUGCCAGCUCUGGUCAAGGAUUCACGCAGUUUACAGAGCAUCGGAAAAGAGCUUGGUCUGUGAGUUUUUCUGAAGUGGACCCUACUAAGUUGGCAAGUGGUAGUGACGAUUGUUGCGUGAAAGUAUGGAGUAUUAACCAGAAAAAUUGCAUUGAUACAAUCAGAAAUGUGGCCAAUGUAUGCUGUGUUCAAUUCUCUCCAUACUCCUCCCGCAUGCUAGCUUUUGGUUCAGCUGAUUACAAGAUAUACUGUUAUGAUCUGAGGAACACAAGGAUCCCUUGGUGUACUAUUUCGGGACAUGGGAAAGCUGUCAGUUACGUAAGGUUCUUGGAUCCAGAAACACUUAUCUCUGCAUCAACGGACAACACAUUGAAGAUAUGGGAUCUUAACCGGACUAAUUGCAGUGGAUUGUCUGCUGAUUCUUGCAGCCUGACACUGAGUGGUCAUACCAACGAGAAGAAUUUUGUAGGGUUAUCUGUUCAUGAUGGAUACAUAACAUGUGGCUCCGAAACCAAUGAAGUAUUUUCAUACUACAAAACCUUCCCUAUGCCAAUAACUUCUCAUAAAUUUGGUUCUAUUGACCCGAUAACUGGACAAGUGACAAAUGAAGACAACCAGCAAUUUGUGUCCAGUGUAUGCUGGAGAGGGAAGUCAAACAUGGUAGUGGCUGCCAACUCUAGUGGCAACAUCAAAGUGCUUGAGCUUGUGUGAAAGAUCCGAUGAGAGUUGUACUGAAGGAAAAAAAAGGUUUUAGGGUUGCCAUGCAGGCCCCUGAUGCUUAUAUGCUCUUGGUGAUGCUGUUUCUCUGAUGGCCGUGCAUAGUGAGUCCUCAAUGCAGAACACUAAUCAUCAGUCACCCCUUCCAGCCUGGUCUCAUUGUGUCACCAGAGCAGCAAAGAUGCAAGUGCACCAUUCAAGUAACCUACAACGCCAGGUAUUAGUUUUGGAUGUUUUGCUUGAGACUUCCAAGCAAACUGAACAAAAUUUGCAAGAGUAUGACAGGCCUCAACCGGAAGGCGAACUGUCAGCAUCUGUUUAUUGUGUUUGUAAAUUUGUGCGCCGUUACUAUUCAUCAUCUUGAGGGCCUAAGGGUCUGUACAGAAUUAGGUGCCCUAGGGCCGAUGAAGUAUAUCCGAGACAGGAUGUUCUUUCGGGCUAGAGGCUGACGUGAUAAUACAUGUACUAGAUCAGUAUCUCAUGGUAAUUAACUCAGUUUUGAUGUGCGCUGGCUGGACUAUAUAUGAUGGUUAGAGCAAACAAUUAGAGCAAAACAGGGUUAUCUAGUAGCUUGAAGAAGUUGAUCGUGCAAUGUGUAUGUUGUAAGGAGGAUGUGUCUCCCGUUCAUUAUUGUACAUAUAUUUAGGACUGCCUACUGAAAGGCCUUGUAACUAGAGUAGAAUGCUCAAAAUACAGAGUCAUCUGUUGAGUGUAAUCAAAGUUAAUGGUAUUCCCAACAAGAUGAAGCAGAUCUUUUUACCUGUAUA